CUGCGCCGCCCAAGUUCACAGAGCUGCGGCGGUGCGCACGGAGCGGAUGGUCGCUCCCCGCUGUUGUUUUUGGCCGAGGGUCGUCGGACGGACGAGCGAUCCACUUCGUUUCACUCGAAACCCGGACGGACUUAAACAUCUGAAACUUUUCUUCAAAUUUACUUUUCAUCAUUUGCCGGUUUUGUUUCCUGUCGCUCCGGAUUUUUUUUUUUUUCCGGCUUGUUCGAUGGCGCGUUCCAACCAACAUGGACCCGGAUAGUCUGCUGGCCGCAGACUAGAUAUCAGACCACCCCUUUAAUUCUAAAUGUAGACUUUAUUCUAAUAACCCGCUGCAGACGCUUUAUUUACCAAGUGGAUGUAACCAGACUGGCCCCCCCCCCCUCUCCGCCCCCCCCAGAGGUCACACACUAUAAUGAACAUUUCCCCGCUGGUGUUGCGGUGAACUUUUCCCACGACUCGCCAUGUCGGGAGUGGUCCGCACGCUGAGCCGCUGCCUGCUCCCGUCCGACGCCAGCCGGGACCCGGGCAGCAGCAAGGAGGGCGGCCGGGAGAGCAAGGCGGCGAAGGAGCGGGAGGCGCGGCGCAGGAGCCGGGAGAUAGACGCGAUGCUCGCCCGGGAGAGGAGAGCCGUGCGCCGGCUGGUGAAGAUCCUGCUGCUCGGGGCCGGAGAGAGCGGAAAGUCCACAUUCCUCAAGCAGAUGCGCAUCAUUAACGGGCAGGAGUUUGAUAAAAAGGCGCUUCUGGAUUUCCGGGACACUAUCUAUGAGAAUAUACUGAAGGGCAUGCGCGUGCUGGUGGACGCCCGGGACAAGCUGGGCAUCGGCUGGCAGAGCUGCGGGAACGAGAAGCAGGGCAUGCUGAUGAUGUCGUGAGAGGGACGCGCCGGCGGCUCGGGGGUCGAGCCCAGCGAGUUCCAGCUGUACGUGAUAGCGCUGAGCGCGCUGUGGGCCGACGCCGGCGUGCAGGAGGCCUACGCUCGGCGCUCCGAGUUCCAGCUGAGCGAGUCGGUCAAAUACUUCCUGGAUAACUUGGAUCGCAUUGGUCAACUCAACUUCAUCCCGAGCAAGCAGGACAUUUUGUUUGCGAGGAAGGCGACGAAAGCUAUCGUGGAGCACGACUUCGUCAUAAAGAAGAUCCCUUUCAAGAUGGUGGACGUGGGAGGGCAGCGGUCCCAGAGGAAGACCUGGUUCCAGUGUUUCGACGGGAUCACGUCGAUCCUCUUCAUGGUUUCCUCGUCGGAGUACGAUCAGGUCCUGAUGGAGGAUCGGAGGACGAACCGCUUGGUGGAGAGCAUGAAUAUCUUCGAGACCAUCGUCAACAACAAGCUCUUCCUCAACGUGUCCAUCAUCCUCUUCCUCAACAAAACCGACCUGCUGGUGGAAAAGAUCCGCACGGUGGACAUCCGCAAGAACUUCCCCGAGUUCAGAGGCGAGCCACGCAGGCUGGAGGACGUACAGGCGUUCCUGGUGCAGUCGUUCAGCCGUAAGAGGAGAAACCGGGGGAAGCCGCUCUUCCACCACUUCACCACGGCGGUGGACACUGAAAACAUACGCUUCGUCUUUCACGCCGUCAAGGACACCAUCCUGCAGGAGAACCUCAAAGACAUCAUGCUGCAGUGACCCGCGGAGGGCCGCUAGACGACGGCUUCUCCGACUGUGAACUGUGAAACCAGCCAUUAGCCCGGGCCCGCAGGACGCCGCGGCCCUCUGGCGCACAUUAACACUGACCUGUGGAGGAGGGCCGGCGCAUUUAACUGAAACCUGAACCCGCGGAGCCCCGGAGCGACCCCUGACCUGUGGAAACUAUGAGGGUCGUAGAGGACAAGGCCCUUGAAUAUAACCUGCAUUAAUGCGUGUGUGUUGGAAAGAUAGCCGCCUACUUGUAGCUGUGGUGUUCUCGCCUUCACACACAGGUCAGAAAAAGUUUUUAAAAAAAGAAGAAUAGAGAAAAAGCACCAACUACAUGAGCACUGAAAGUGUUUUUUUCUAAGAUGUAUAUAUGUGUGUGUGUGAGUGUAUAUGUGUAUAUAUAUAUAUAUAUAUAUGACUAUUGACAUCCCUGUCACUAAACACAAAAGUCACCGGGGGACACGUAGCAGGACCGAGCUGUGUGAGCGGGAGGCAGGAAGGAUUUAGGGAAGUCGAGAGCGAGCUGAAGAAGGCCUUGUCCUAAGAGUCCACGUGACGCGGGGGGGGGUGGGAGAGGGAGGAGGGUUUGGGCUCCGGUCAUAUGCCGUGUUGUGUGAUACGGUUGCACAAGUGUUCCUGUCAGUGAACUUUUUAACGGAGGAAAAAGACGAUCUUUACCUCCUGUGUUCAUAACUCCCGCCACCCUGCGCGAGAUGAACAGCUGCAGAUAAAAAAGUCCUGUCCCGCAACCCUCCUCUGCCGCACAAUGGACGGACUGUUCGGCUCCUCGCUCUGUGGCAGAAACGGGAGACGGUCAAAUUAGAGACUUGUCUUAGUUCGGAGAAACGCAGAGACACACAGCUCAGGGUCUUUCUUGAAUUACGGUCCUUCUCCAUCCCCGCGGCCUUUCCUUCCAUAUUCCGCCAGCGUCCCGGCAGAAGCGCCACAAUAGCCGAGAUUUAACCUGAACUGAAAGAGGUUCCCUUCACAGGAAGGCUUUGCUGUGCGGCGAGACUAAUAGCUUGUGGUUAAACUGUAAACGCGAAGGGAACGGCGGAGAAUGGCGCCGUUGAACUGCAAAGGGCCGAGUCGCCGUGUUGCCGGCGGCCAUUUUGGAUUUCUGCCGCAGUCGCGAGUCGGAACUCAAAUCGAGAAGGAUUAGCACGAAACAAACACGCCCGAUUGAUCAAAACACAUACGCUGAUUAUACACAAUCGGCUACGUUCCUGCACCGUUCCUGAGUCCGGUAUUUUCUUCACACCUUCGAGUUAACAUUUUUAGAAUGUUUGUUUAGGUCUGGUGCUGCGACAGCUGCACCAGACCUAAAAAUCAAUUGAUUUUAAUUUACCAAGCAAACGAGUCGGUGACGGCUUUUCAGAUGUGUUGUGUCAUUGGGAGUGGAAAUUGCCUUUACUAUUUUCUGACGUCAUAAUGCCGUUCAAGUGAAUAUUUUCACAUUAACAACAACAAAAUUACUGUUAAGAUGUCGUUGGCUCUGUAGCUCCCGUCAGCUUUAAAGAACGUUUAAGCGUCUUUCAGCUCGUUGGUUGUUGUUGUUUUUUACAACCGGCCACUCAGUUCACUCAAAGCCACAUAACACAGUUUCCUCUGUAGAUGGUUGAGACCAAACAGGAGCUGAAAGCGGAGUGAAACGUCGCUGUGGCUCUUCCCCCUUUGACUUCGAUUAGACACCCAGUGGCCACAUUACCAGGCACAAUGUCUUCAGCACCACGAGGAAUCCAUGCCAGUAAUUCGGCUGUUCUAGAUGUAAAAGUGGGUCCUACCGAGUAUUAGAGGAGUGUAUCUAACGGAGUGGCCACUGUGCGUUUUGAUGUUGUGUGUCCACAGCUUUUGGUCCAAAAAUAAAAACCAAAAUUAAUAACUAAUAAAAAUAAUCACUAGCUGCAGCCACCAUGAAGAAAACUGAUGUUGCUAUGGUUACCUGGGAGUUUGUUUAAACGCCGUCUCUGUGAUUUUAAAGGGUAACUGUUGGUUCAGCAGAAAAAUGCAUCGUGAAACAUCAUUUAAAACCCUUCCAAUCAGUUUGCGUGUUGAUAAUUUAUGAGCAGAACAUUUUUGAUUCCCAACAUUUGCAUGAUUUGGUACGCAGCAGAAGGACACGGCGGGGCUGCGCCUCCCACCCUGAGUAUUCAGUCCACGCGGCCUCGAGGGGAAUGAGGCGGCUCAUUAGCACUUCCACCGCACGGCUUGUUAUUAUAAUACUGUAUUAACUCAAUUGUAUGUAUUUGUGUGUGUUUGCAUAGUGACUUAAGGCCCUUUUCUGUGCAUGUUCAUACAUCUUGCACAUAGAAUACUGCAAGUAUUUGACUGUGCGUAGAAGUGGUAACCGGACAGCACACACACCACUCUGUCUAACAGUCUCACUGUAACUGUAACGUCGCUGUAACAUUUGUCCUUGACUAACCUACCUUUACCACUCACGCAAGUUGUGCUUUUUUUUUUGUUGUUGUUGUAAGUGUCGUCAUUGCACUGGAUGCGCGAUCCGAGAGAAAACAACCAGAAAGGAAACGUCUGGGGGAAAUGAAACAAACAAAAUUAGCGGCAGAAUGAGAAGAGGGAGGUCUUCUGCCUUUUUCUUUUGUUUUUUGUUUUUUUUUAUGCUUCCCGGUGCCUUGGCUUUGUGCUCUGUGGUGAAAUACACUGCCGUUUGCUGA
This is a messenger RNA of Gasterosteus aculeatus aculeatus (three-spined stickleback), 4303 nucleotides long. RefSeq names its product guanine nucleotide binding protein (G protein) alpha 12a (gene gna12a). Lineage: Eukaryota; Metazoa; Chordata; Actinopteri; Perciformes; Gasterosteidae. Gene Ontology annotation, cellular component: heterotrimeric G-protein complex; brush border membrane; cytoplasm. The record is from RefSeq and is a predicted model, not a curated record. Gene Ontology annotation, biological process: Rho protein signal transduction; adenylate cyclase-modulating G protein-coupled receptor signaling pathway. Gene Ontology annotation, molecular function: D5 dopamine receptor binding; guanyl nucleotide binding; GTPase activity.